Molecule: messenger RNA, 1046 nt
Organism: Neltuma alba
Lineage: Eukaryota; Viridiplantae; Streptophyta; Magnoliopsida; Fabales; Fabaceae
Product: reticulon-like protein B5
Exons: 5
Coding region: 16-774 (252 amino acids)
Biological process (GO): response to bacterium
Source: RefSeq, a predicted model, not a curated record
GGUUGGGCGACGACAAUGGCAGAGGAAGCGGAGAGCACCGUUACUGGUCUUGGAUCGGUUAUGGAGAAAGUAGCUGAGAAGCUUAAUGGUCACGAUUCGUCGUCUUCCGAUUCCGAUUCUGAGAAGCCAGUUACUUCGUCAGUGAAGGACAAAGUAUUUCGGCUUUUCGGGAGGGAGAGGCCGGUACAUUCUGUUCUCGGCGGUGGAAAGCCUGCUGAUGUGUUGCUGUGGAGGAACAAAAAAAUAUCUGCCAGUGUACUUGGCACAGCCACAGGCAUUUGGGUGUUUUUCGAGUUGCUAGAGUAUCACCUUCUCACUUUGGUCUGUCACAUUCUGAUACUGCUGCUUGCAGUUUUGUUCUUGUGGUCCAAUGCCCAUACCUUCAUAAACAAAACUGCACCUCGCAUCCCGGAAGUUCAUCUACCUGAGGAACCAUUCCUGCAAGUUGCAGCUGCUUUGAGAAUUGAAAUCAAUAGAGGAUUUGCUGUCUUGCGUAAUAUAGCUUCAGGAAGAGAUCUGAAGAAGUUCCUUAUUGUUAUUGCUGGUUUGUGGAUCCUAUCAAUUGUAGGAACUUGGUGCAACUUCUUGACCUUGUUUUACAUAUCCUUUGUUACAUUGCACACUGUUCCUGUCCUGUAUGACAAGUACCAGGAUAAGAUAGACCCGUUUGCUGAGAAGGCUACCGUUGAGAUUAAAAAGCAGUAUGCUGUGUUCGAUGACAAGGUCUUGAGUAAGAUCCCAAGGGGUCCGUUGAAAGGCAAGAAGUUAGAGUGAUGAGAUGAAAUGGCAAUGGUUUGAACUGUUAAGAACUUUGGCUCCAGAUGUUUAAUUUAUUAGUUCCGUAGAGCCUUGUUUAAUUUGCCUGCGGUUGUUAGCUUUUGGGUUGGGUUUGGAAGAGUAUUGUGGUACCCCCGGCUUUGGCUUCAAGGCGUAGCUCCAUAUUUCGCUUUCAUGCUAUGGUUUUCGCUGGCUUCUCCAAUGUUGGACUUCUUAUAUCUGAUCUUUCAGUCAUCAAUUAUAUUAGCGAAAGCUUUAAUAUUUUUGUA